AUGUCAAACUUUAUUUCUGCUCAUGACUUAAUUGAAACAAAUACUGUACCAAAUGCAUCAAAUGAACUCGAAAGUAUUGAUAGAACUGAAGAUAAUAUUCAACGAUAUAUAAAAAAAUCUAAGGUUAAAAACACUGCCGCUUGUACUCAAAAAUGGGUUCGAGCUUUACAAAACUAUUGUAAAAAAAAAAU
Racocetra fulgida is the source of this 191-nucleotide messenger RNA. The record is from the annotation of a GenBank genome assembly. NCBI's taxonomy places the organism in Eukaryota, Fungi, Glomeromycota, Glomeromycetes, Diversisporales, Gigasporaceae.